This is a messenger RNA of Penicillium cosmopolitanum, 1008 nucleotides long. Its product is annotated as Glutamate-cysteine ligase catalytic subunit. The record is from RefSeq and is a predicted model, not a curated record. Gene Ontology annotation, biological process: glutathione biosynthetic process. Gene Ontology annotation, molecular function: glutamate-cysteine ligase activity. Lineage: Eukaryota; Fungi; Ascomycota; Eurotiomycetes; Eurotiales; Aspergillaceae. Bases 1 to 1008 code for a protein of 335 amino acids. Gene Ontology annotation, cellular component: glutamate-cysteine ligase complex. The transcript has 2 exons.
AUGACCGCCGCAACACCGGCCUGGAAAGGUUACUUGGUUAACUCUGAUUGUCGAUGGCAGAGAUAUGGGGACUUGCUGGAUGAUCGGUCGCCCGAUGAGAAGGACUGCAUUCCUCCGCGAUGGACCUGGAAACAAAGUUAUAUUUCUGCAGAGCAACCAUCUGGUUUAAAAAGCCACGAAAUGUUACAUCCAAUUGAUAAUGACGUCCGGGGAUAUCUUACUGACGGCGGGAUGGAUGCUUUUUUAGCAGAUCAUUUCAUGUCGAUUCUCACAAGGGAUCCUCUUUUGCUCACCGAAGCGGACUUGAAAAAUCUGGACCCCCCUGAAACGCAGCUUUUUGAAUCUCUAUAUGGUUGCGUUUGGCACCCCGUGAGAUUCAAGCCACCAACUAGUGAUCGCGGCCCAGGUUGGCGAGUCGAGUUUCGACCAAUGGAAACCCAGCUAACAGAUUUCGAAAAUGCUGCUUUCGCGAUUUUUGCAUAUCUUGUUUCUCGGGCUAUCACCGUUCUUCGCCUGAACUUUUACAUCCCGGUUGAAAAGCUAGGCGAGGCAUGGGCUUCAUGUCAAGAGCGUGGAGCAGCCAUUGAUGGGCGCUUCUGGUUUCGAAAAACAGGAUGGCUUUCUAGUUCGAACCAAAUUAAUCCUGACAUCAUUCGCAUCCUUUCGCAGCACGGCUAUCAUUACAGUGGCAAAGAGAAAUACGCUCAAAUGACUGUCAAUGAGAUAGUUAAUGGAGAAGGUACUAUCGAUGGCUUUCCAGGCUUGCUAUGGAUGGUCCGUUGCUACUUCGAGUAUGUCGGAGUCCCCGCGAGAGAACAGGGACAGAUUGCUCAGUAUCUGAAUCUCAUUCGAGAUCGAGCGAGUGGCACAAAUCCAACCCCUGCGACUUGGAUGAGAGAAUUUAUCGGUAGCCACAAAGACUACGGGGAGGAUAGCUGCGUCAGUGAGACUGUAUGCUAUGAUAUGAUGAGGGCUAUAAUCCAGUUGAAUGAAAAAAUGACAGAAUAG